AUGACGAUUUACAAGGAGGAGACGGAGGCCCAGGGAGGGGAGGAUCUGAUGCCACAGGGCACAGUGGCGGGCUGGGACCCACAUGAGAAGUCAGUCGUUCUGCGCCGGGCUGGGUCGGUCUCCAGCAGCCCCCUCCUACCUCCCGGGAAAGAGCGCCGCCCUCUGCCCUCCAGGCGAGCCGCCGUGGUGACAAGUGCAGCCGUGGAGGUUCCCAUGUGCCCGCUCCUCCGCGUCACCCCAGCCCCCACGCCUGCACACCUGUCAGAGCCAGCACAAAGGGGGAAGAUCCCCCUGCGGGUGCUGGUGUCAGACAGCGGAGGAGGUGGCCCGGGGGCGGGGCGCGGCCAGUCCCGGCGCCGGGAGGAAGUGCCGGCCCCCUGCCUGGACUCCCGGGCGAGUCCUCCCGCGGGUCGGGCCAUGGAGGCGGAGCCGCCGCUCUACCCGGUGGCGGGGGCCGCGGGGCCGCAGGGCGCUGAGGACCGGCUCGGAGUCCCCGACGGGCCCGAGGCCCCGGUGAGCGGGGAGGCGGAUGUGGGAUGCGGCCCCGGGGGGCGGGGGCAGCGGGGCUGGACGCGGGAGCGGCCGGGAUGUGCCUUUGCGAGCGGCAGUGGUGCCCCGCAGCUGGACGAGCUGGUGGGCGCGUACCCCAACUACAACGAGGAGGAGGAGGAGCGCCGCUACUACCGCCGCAAGCGGCUCGGCGUGCUCAAGAACGUGCUGGCGGCCAGCGCGGGCGGCAUGCUCACCUACGGCGUCUACCUGGGCCUCUUGCAGAUGCAGCUGAUCCUGCAUUAUGACGAGACCUACCGCGAGGUGAAGUACGGCAACAUGGGGCUGCCCGACAUCGACAGCAAGAUGCUGAUGGGCAUCAACGUGACGCCCAUCGCGGCCCUGCUCUACACGCCGGUGCUCAUCAGGUUUUUUGGCACCAAGUGGAUGAUGUUCCUGGCUGUGGGCAUCUAUGCCCUCUUUGUCUCCACCAACUACUGGGAGCGCUACUACACGCUUGUGCCCUCAGCCGUGGCCCUGGGCAUGGCCAUUGUGCCCCUUUGGGCCUCCAUGGGCAACUACAUCACCAGGAUGGCCCAGAAAUACUAUGAGUACUCCCACUACAAGGAGCAGGAUGAGCAGGGCCCCCAGCAGCGCCCACCACGGGGCUCCCAUGCACCUUACCUCCUGGUCUUCCAAGCCAUCUUCUACAGCUUCUUCCACCUGAGUUUCGCCUGUGCCCAGCUGCCCAUGAUCUACUUCCUGAACCACUACCUGUAUGACCUGAACCACACGCUAUACAAUGUGCAGAAUUGCGGCACUAACAGCCAGGGCAUCCUUCUCGGCUUCAACAAGACGGUUCUGCGAACGCUACCGCGGAGCCGAAACCUCAUUGUGGUGGAGAGCGUGCUCAUGGCGGUGGCCUUCCUGGCCAUGCUGCUGGUGCUGGGCCUGUGCGGAGCCGCAUACCGGCCCACGGAGGAGAUCGACUUGCGCAGCGUGGGCUGGGGCAACAUCUUCCAGCUGCCCUUCAAGCACGUGCGCGACUUCCGCCUGCGCCACCUCGUGCCCUUUUUCAUCUACAGCGGCUUCGAGGUGCUCUUUGCCUGCACUGGUCUCGCGCUGGGCUACGGCGUGUGCUCGGUGGGGCUGGAACGCCUGGCGUACCUCCUCGUGGCUUAUAGCCUGGGCGCCUCGGCCUCCUCAGCCCUGGGCCUGCUGGGGCUGUGGCUGCCACGGCCGGUGCCCCUGGUGGCUGGGGCUGGACUGCACCUGCUGCUCACUCUCAGCCUCUUCUUCUGGGCCCCCAAGCCCCGGACCCUGCAGCACAUCUGGAUCCUCUACGCAGUAGCCGUGCUCUGGGGUGUGGGCAGUGCCCUCAACAAGACUGGGAUCAGCACACUCCUGGGAAUCCUGUAUGAGGACAAGGAGAGGCAAGACUUCAUCUUCACCAUCUAUCACUGGUGGCAGGCUGUGGCCAUCUUCACCGUCUACUUGGGCUCAAGCCUGCCCAUGAAGGCUAAGCUGACGGUGCUGCUGGUGACGCUGGUGGCGUCCGCCGCCUCGUACCUGUGGAUGGAGCAGAAGCUGCGGCGGGGCGUGGUCCCGCGCCAGCCCCGCAUCCCGCGGCCCCAGCACAAGGUGCGCGGCUACCGCUACCUGGAGGAGGACAACUCGGACGAGAGCGACGCGGAGGGCGAGCGCGGCGGCUGCGGAGGCGGCGGCCGGGGGGACUGCGCGGAGGAGGAGGCGCCGCCCGCGGGGCUACGACCCGGCCCGGAGCCAGCCGGUCUCUACCGCCGGCCCUGCCCCUACGAACAGGCGCAGGGAGGCGAUGGGCCAGAGGAGCAGUGAGGGACCAAGCGUGAUCUCCGGCCUAGGUUUAACGCGUCUCAGGUCGGGGCCCCUCUGAUUCCGCGCGCCAAUUUCAUGAAGGACCCUCUGCGCGCCCCGCCCCGGGUUCAGGAACGCCCCUCCCAGAGCCUGGCCACCUGGAGCUUGGGAUCCUCCCCGCAGCCUCUUCCAAGGCGGGCUGGGUCCUCGAGACCCCUCCGCCAGGCCCAGGGUUCAAGAGACCGCACAGCGGAAAUCCUCCUCUGACCUUAGGGGUCCUCUCUCCACGACCCCCUUCCCGGCCCCAACCCCGGGGCAGGGACCCCGCCGUCCCUCCCCAGCUCCCGGCUCCAGGUCUGGGCCGAUCGACGUGUCGCCUGCUUUGCACAUUCUAUCCCACGGUCCGCCAAGAUGUACGACUUUAAGAAAAUGGACAAUAAAGAGAUUUUUGUAUUUUCCUGA
Odocoileus virginianus texanus is the source of this 2784-nucleotide messenger RNA. The record is from RefSeq and is a predicted model, not a curated record. Lineage: Eukaryota; Metazoa; Chordata; Mammalia; Artiodactyla; Cervidae.